This is a messenger RNA of Budorcas taxicolor (takin), 5390 nucleotides long. RefSeq names its product WASP family member 2 (gene WASF2). NCBI's taxonomy places the organism in Eukaryota, Metazoa, Chordata, Mammalia, Artiodactyla, Bovidae. The record is from RefSeq and is a predicted model, not a curated record. Gene Ontology annotation, molecular function: actin binding; protein kinase A regulatory subunit binding; Arp2/3 complex binding. Gene Ontology annotation, biological process: positive regulation of Arp2/3 complex-mediated actin nucleation; actin cytoskeleton organization. Bases 172 to 1665 code for a protein of 497 amino acids. The transcript has 9 exons. Gene Ontology annotation, cellular component: cytoskeleton.
GCGCUGAGCGGGGGAGGGGGGGGUCCGGCUGUGUGGCAGCCCGAGAGGCGGCCGGAGAGAACAGACCCUGUGCGGAGAAGGGCGGCCGGCCAGCCCUUCUGACGCUAAGGGCGACCGCGCGAGACCAGGUUGUUUUUCAUCAUUCAGAACAUUGCCUGAAGCAGGUCCACCAUGCCGUUAGUAACGAGGAACAUCGAGCCAAGGCACCUGUGCCGUCAGACGUUGCCUAGCGUUAGAAGCGAGCUGGAAUGCAUGACCAACAUCACCCUGGCAAAUGUCAUCCGACAGCUGGGCAGCCUGAGUAAAUAUGCCGAGGACAUUUUUGGAGAGCUCUUUACUCAGGCAAAUACUUUUGCCUCUCGGGUAAGCUCCCUUGCUGAGAGGGUCGACCGCCUACAAGUUAAAGUCACUCAGCUGGAUCCCAAGGAAGAAGAAGUAUCACUACAGGGAAUCAACACCCGAAAGGCCUUCAGAAGCUCUACUGUUCAAGACCAGAAGCUCUUUGACAGAAACUCUCUCCCCGUACCUGUUUUGGAAACAUACAAUACCUGUGAUACUCCUCCACCUCUCAACAAUCUUACCCCUUACAGGGAUGAUGGGAAAGAGGCACUCAAAUUCUACACAGACCCUUCGUACUUCUUUGAUCUUUGGAAGGAGAAGAUGCUUCAGGACACCAAGGAUAUCAUGAAAGAGAAGAGGAAGCAUAGGAAAGAAAAAAAAGAUAAUCCAAAUCGAGGAAAUGUAAACCCACGUAAAAUCAAGACACGUAAGGAAGAGUGGGAGAAAAUGAAGAUGGGUCAAGAAUUUGUGGAAUCCAAAGAAAAGCCUUCUCGGUAUCCACCCACCUUGGUGUACCAGAAUGGCAGCAUUGGCUCUGUUGAGAACGUGGAUGCAGGCAACUACCCACCACCACCACAGUCAGACUCCAUUUCUCCACCUUCUCCUUCCUUCUCUGAGGACAACUUGCCUCCCCCACCAGCAGAAUUCAGCUACCCGGCAGACAGUAACCAAAGAGGGGCUGGCGUAGCUGGACUCAAAAGGUCCAGUGUGGUCAGCCCAAGCCACCCACCACCAGCUCCUCCUCUGGGCUCUGCACCAGGCCCCAAACCCGGGUUUGCUCCACCACCUGCCCCUCCGCCUCCACCUCCGAUGAUAAACACUCCACCCCCACCCCCACCUGGAGGAUUUGGGUCUCCAGCGACCCCGCCACCACCUUCACCCCCAUCUUUCCCGCCUCACCCCGAUUUUGCUGCCCCUCCACCUCCUCCCCCACCGCCGGCAGUUGACUACUCAACUCUGCCACCACCUCCCUUGUCCCAGCCAACAGGAGGCGCACCUCCGCCCCCGCCCCCGCCCCCUCCUCCAGGGCCCCCUCCACCCCCUUUCAGUGGUGCAGAUGGCCAGCUGGCUGCACCUCCUCCGCCACUAUCUGACACCACCAAGCCCAAGUCCUCCUUGCCUCCUGUGAGCGAUGCCCGCAGCGACUUGCUUUCAGCCAUCCGUCAAGGCUUUCAGCUGCGCAGGGUUGAGGAGCAGCGGGAGCAAGAGAAGCGGGAUGUUGUGGGCAACGAUGUGGCCACCAUCCUGUCGCGUCGCAUUGCUGUGGAGUACAGCGACUCGGAAGACGACUCCUCUGAGUUUGAUGAAGACGAAUGGUCGGAUUAACUCUUCUGCCUGCCGCCUACUUCCUUUUUCUUUCUUUCCUACCUGCCUUCUUUGAUACCUACCCCAACAGUCCCAAGGGGAAGAAAAGGGAGGAAGAAAAGAAUUUCAAGGGGCCAGAGCCUUCCCUGAAGCAACCAAAGAUAUAUCCCAAGUGCUUCCUCCAAAUCACCAUGUGUUUCCCGUCUCCCCAGGGUCAGGCCCCAUGGGGCUGCUGAGGUUCUGUAGCUGGGAUGUUCCCUGUCCCCUUCAAGUGACUGUUGCCGACUGAAGAGAAGGAACGACCCCAAGCACACUCCUUUGAUUGGGUUUAAAUUGGAGUUGGUGCCUUCCCCCAGGAGCCAUUUUCUGUAGUCUUCCAGAAUCCUUGCCCUCAGCUGCUUUGCGUAGUGCCAGCCAUCUUCUGGUCCUGAAGCCUGCUGGCCCCUUUCCCGUGCACUGAGAGGGCGGAGCAGCCGCAGGCCCGGUGCCUCACCCCUCUGUCCUCAUCCGCAGGGUGAGGCUGCCUUUUUCUAAGCCUUCUCUGUGUCUAGAUGCCCUUUAUUCUGGGAGCCAUCAAGCCCCUAAAGAAAUGUCUCACCCCUCUCUGCUCAGAAACAGUGCCUUUCUGAAGGCAGGGGUGGCUGCCUCCCUCCCAGGCUUCCUUCCCGGACUGUGCUGUUCCCGUGUCCCUCAAACACCCCUCCCUUGCCACCAGGUGCCUCCAAGCACCACAGCCCGGUUCUAACCUCUAGGAGCCAUGACCAAACUAGCCCUGACACCCAGGGAUCUGGGCCUCUGCCGCGGUUAGGAGCUGAGCAGAGACUCGGGGCUGCAGGACUGGAAGAAGAUGGAAGUCUUUGGGUUGAAUGAUGCUGAAGCCUGGAGAUGGGAAGUGACUUGGCUCAUGUUCACACCAUUGGAUGGGGACAGAGCUCAAGCCCGGAGUUCCUGAUUCCGAGUCCCCUGUGCUUUAUGGGACCAAAUCGUGGGCACCUGCUAGAUUCUGGGCCCUGCGCUGCUCCAGACCUCCCCGCAGAGGGGAGUCCAGUAAAAGGGCGCAGGGCCUGUGCCAGGCCUGUCAGUGCUGCCCAGACCCUCGUGGCCGCGCUUCUCGUCGUGUGCCCCCCUCCUUUCCUGUCACCAGCCCGGCACCUGGCCUUGAGAGCUGCCCUUUUGGGGGACCAGAGUAGUGAGAGGAGGAAGAGGGUAGGCAGUGUGACAGGUGCUGCUUUCAGUUCCUCUGCAUCUCCUCCCCCGUUUGUUUCCCCAGUUUAAGCAUAGGUCCUGCCAACUGUAGAAACUUCAGUCCCUCAGGCUGGCAGCGGCCGCAGGUAGCUGCCUGGGGAGGUGGGGUGGGGAGGCCUGGCAGCUGUGAGGAGGGCUGAGAGGCAGGAUGACUCUGGGUCCUGUUUCCAGCUCCCCUCCUCACUGCACCAUGAUGUUCCCUCCCUCCCUCCUCCCUUUUUCCCUAAGCUAAUACACAGGUGCUAUUCUUGAGAAAAAAGCUGGUCAGCUUUGGCUAGCAGUGAGGUUUCUUCUCUUCUGUUGUGUAGCCUCUUAGGCUGAAACCGGCUUUUCCAGGCUUCUCCAGCUCUCCAAGCCCUGAAACAAAGACAGACAGGAUCUGUCUCCCCCCCAGCACAGCACAUGGUUCUAGUAAUUGCCAAAGCCCUCAUCAGCCCCUCCAGCUCGAGGAGAGCAUGCAGUCAUGGGGACGGAGCCGUUAAGAGGCCAGUGUGCCCGCCUGUCUCCCCAGAUAGGGCAUCUUGGGCGCAGGGCGGGCACCAGGCUCCGGCGCUGAGAGAGCCAGACCGUGUGCACCCCUGCCGUGCCUCCCACAGUGCGCUCUGGAAGCUGAAGGUGCUUUCUUCAGAGCUCUAAAAUGGCUGUUGAAGGUGCCCCCCAGCUGUCACCCAGCAGUGACCAGGGCAGCAGGCAGAGGGCAGCGGUUCUUCCAAAUAGGAGUCCUGGGGCCUGGCUAGGCCAGGCUGGGGUUUGGGCCUAAUGGCUUUGACUGAAUCACCCCCACCCCCCUCCUUUCUGGAAAAGGGGGAGCCAGCACUGUGCUCGUAUCAUCCAGCUCUGACCUUGAAGGGGGCGGUGUUGGCCUGGCUUCUGGAAUGGACAGAGCCUGCCGAGGAAGAGGGCUGGGGGCAGGAGGAGGUGGGGAGGGGCACUGCCUGCGGAAGGUAGGAUUAGAUCAUUAGCUCAGUGACCUCCUAGGGUUUCGAUGUGCUGUGUUCUCAUCCUACAGCUGGUUUGGUAAUGAUCUGCAAGUCCCGGAGAGCUACAGCACAGCUCUGCCUGACGCUCUCAUUAAAAUCUAUGCAGCCAAGCUCGGCGCUUUGUAGCAGCCGGCCUUGCGAAGCUUCCUCAGCUCAGGGGGCUGGGGACCCAGUCAGCCGAGAGGCCCUCUGGGCUCUACUUAUGCAUAUGUGCACCAAAAAAAAAAGCUUCUUUAAACCCAGAGCCCUUUAAGAUGAUAAAGGACCCUGUGCAGGUAAUUGUGUGUCUUUGGAAUCCUGUAAUUGUAGAAUGCCGUUUAGUGAUUAUUUAAACUGGGCUGAGGCUGGUGAGGGUGUGGAGCAAUGGCCCCUGGGGACUCUGAGGGCUGAAGGCAAGGAGCUGCCUCUCUUCCCUGUUCGGCCCAGCCCAGGGGACCUGCCCCCAUUCCUGUGGCCCAGGGGCCCAGCUUCCAGUCGGCAGUGUCAGAAGUGACUUGUGGCUCUGCCUUGGUUGUGAGAUGAGUACAUUCCAAAGGAGCAGCCAUGGGGAGGGGGCAGGCUCAGCGAUCCCUCGGAGGCUCAGAGCAGCUGGCCUGAGCUCCAGCUCGCCUCCAACGGAAGCUCGUGUGCCCCUCAGAAACGACCCUGGCCAAUGUCACCGCAGAGCUGAGGCGGUGUUGUCAGGGCUAAUGUGAAAUCUCUUCCCGUGGCGCCGAUCCUCCGGCUCUGCAGUGCCAGCUCGGACAGAUUGAGGUCUCUGUGGCUUUGGUGACCCUGCUUAAGCAUUCCCACCGUGUCCCAGCUCUGCUCUCUGCCUGCCUCCCACUGCAGCCCCCCCUCACCUGCUUGGGGAGGAGGGCAGUGCCCCAAGGCUAGGGGCUUUCGCUCAGGAGAGUUGUCAGGCUUCCUGGGCUCGUCAGGCUUUGAGCUCUGCCGGGGUCCAGCUGACCUGGGAUACCAGGGGUUGCCCAGAGAUGCACCUCAUCCCGUGCCUCAGGAACGGCUAGGGAGCAAUUUUGUUAUUGUAUUAACUUUACUCAGUUAACUCAUUUGAGAAACUAACCAGUUUUUACUUUCUGUCUAGAAUGAUGUAUGUGUAGGAGAGUGAGCCGUAACGCUCCCAAAGUGCCUUGUUUUCUCUGAUAUAAAUAUAUUUAUAAGGACCUGGUCCAGUGGAUUAUUCUUGGGUGUGUUUGCCACAUGAAGAUGUUAGGGGCUAGGCUUGUAUGUCGUGGGGUACAGUCUGAAGAUGGGACCCCUUCCCCUGAAGAUGGGACAGGAGCUGCAACUGAGAUCUGAGCAGUGGGGCUGAGCCAGACCCCUGAAGUGACCCUUUCCUCUUUCCCCUGCUGCUCUCAGGCCCUUAGAAGAGAAGGACACCCAGUUUUUCAGUCCUAUGCCUCCAAGCUUGGGCUCACGUUAGUCCCUGCCGGGUUCAUGUGUGUAGCACGUUAGCUCCCAAAGUGACCUGAGGAUUCUGUGUAAUUGUUUUAUGUAUACUUGCGAAUACAUAAAUGCCAA